Molecule: messenger RNA, 1690 nt
Organism: Phlebotomus papatasi
Lineage: Eukaryota; Metazoa; Arthropoda; Insecta; Diptera; Psychodidae
Product: vesicular integral-membrane protein VIP36-like
Exons: 5
Coding region: 101-1075 (324 amino acids)
Biological process (GO): endoplasmic reticulum to Golgi vesicle-mediated transport; Golgi organization; endoplasmic reticulum organization
Cellular component (GO): COPII-coated ER to Golgi transport vesicle; Golgi membrane; endoplasmic reticulum membrane
Molecular function (GO): D-mannose binding
Source: RefSeq, a predicted model, not a curated record
AGUUGGUUGAAUUUUGUAAUGUGCAAAGCACCUUGGAUGUCAAGGGAACAUCAAACAAUUUCACGAGAAUUUUCGCGAAGUCCGCAUAUACCUCACAAAAAUGAAUCUUAAAUCCCUACUGUGGUCAGUUUUAGUAUCUAUUCUAGCUGUAGUUAGUGCACAAUAUGAACCAGUUGACUAUAUGAAGCGGGAACAUUCACUAGUGAAGCCCUAUGGUUCGGGUAUGAAUGUUCCCUAUUGGGACUACAUGGGUCACACCAUGAUCACAAAUAACUACGUCAGAUUGACCCCAGACGCCCAAUCAAAAAGCGGAAGUCUUUGGAAUCAAGUGCCAUGUAUGACAAAGAACUGGGAGAUGCAGGUCUCUUUUAAGGUUCAUGGGCAUGGGAAGGACCUCUUUGGGGACGGUAUGGCUGUCUGGUAUGCACAGGAUAGGAUGAUUCCGGGUCCUGUCUUCGGCAGCAAGGAUUACUUCAGUGGACUCGUUCUGAUUCUGGACACAUACAGCAAUCACAAUGGACCACACAAUCACCAGCAUCCGUACUUGAGUGCCAUGGUGAACAAUGGUAGUCUGCACUACGAUCACGAUCGAGAUGGUACUCAUACUCAAUUAGCGGGCUGCGAAACGAAAUUUCGUAAUGUAGAGUAUGAAACUAUUAUAACUGUUCGUUAUCAGGAUGAUGUUCUAACAGUGUUGACUGAUCUUGAGAACAAGAGAGAGUGGAAGGAGUGUUUUUCGGUGAAGGGAAUCCUCCUGCCAACAGGAUACUAUUUCGGUGUAUCAGCCACAACAGGUGAUCUAUCUGACAACCAUGACAUAAUUUCGCUUCGGUUCUAUGAGUUGGAUCUCGUAACGGAUCCACAAGUGAGUCUGGAACGGCGGAAAAUUGUGCCGCAAGCUCUCACUUUCGAGCCACCACGGGAACGAAGUGAAGACAAGAAGUCCAGCGGUAUGUCCAAUGUUAAAAUAUUCUUCCUCAUUCUCUUUGGUAUGAUUGUGGCAGUAGCAGCAGCUAUUGGUGGUAUAAUGUUCUACCAGAAGCACAAAGAAAACUCAAAAAAGAGAUUCUAUUAAAGUUGAACGGGAGGGGACAAAUUUAAAAAAAAUAAAACUCUAAAUGAUAAGAAAAAAACCAAUUAUCACACCUAUCAUCAUCGAAUUGACUGCAUAUUUUAAGAGUUUUAUUGUGACUGGGGUGUAAAUAGGGAUUAUGAUCAGGUAUGAAGGUUUUCUGUUUAGUUAUUAAAAGAAUUGAUAUAAGAAAAAAAAGAACUCACCAAAUUUAUUUAUAAAUCAUUGAUAAAAAAUAAAAAGCGCUUUUAGCUUUAAGUGAAUGGGAUAGGAUUAAAAAAAUGGGAUAUUUUGCUGUUACAUUACACCCUAAGAACCUCAAUUUGCUUUACGUUUAUCAUUCAUUCCAUGGACCAAAAUUGAGGUGGAUGAAAUUUUAGUGAGAUUUAUUAUUGUGCCUCAAGAGAUCAUUAACUCAAAAAAAAAAAUAACAAUCUCAUUCAUUGGAUGUAUAUUUCCCGUCUUAGUUUUCUUAAUUACUUAUUUUAUUCGUGAACGAAUUUGAUAAAAAAAAUGAAAAGCUAGAACAAUAACUUUAGUAAAUGUCAUUCAUGGUCAUUGAUACUUCCCUAGUUUUAUUAACUUGAUGUAAGAAAAUACAGUCAACAAAACAUGAAA